AUGUGCGAGAAGGGUUUUACUCAGUUAUCGCAUCUGAGUAAACAUAUGAGGAUUCACACAGGUGAUAAGCCGUACAAAUGCAAAACAUGCGGGAAGGGUUUUGUGCAUCCAUUGAGUUUGUCCAAAUAUAACAGAACUCACAAAGAGACACAGGGUGAGGAAUGGAACAGUUGUUUUGCGUGCACGAAAAAUUUCUCUCAAUCACAAAAUAUGACAAUUCACGUGACGACUCAUCACAAGGCCCAAAUCAGCUGCAUUGUAUGCGGUAAAGAAUUCCUGCGGAAACUCCGUUUGAAAUCACACAUGAAGAAUCACAUGAUGGGCCGAUGGAAUUGA
Loa loa (African eye worm) is the source of this 336-nucleotide messenger RNA. Its product is annotated as zinc finger protein. The record is from RefSeq and is a predicted model, not a curated record. Gene Ontology annotation, molecular function: DNA-binding transcription factor activity, RNA polymerase II-specific; RNA polymerase II cis-regulatory region sequence-specific DNA binding. NCBI's taxonomy places the organism in Eukaryota, Metazoa, Nematoda, Chromadorea, Rhabditida, Onchocercidae. Bases 1 to 336 code for a protein of 111 amino acids. The transcript is spliced from 2 exons. Gene Ontology annotation, biological process: regulation of transcription by RNA polymerase II.